AUGAACACCGUGUCCCGGGCGCUACAACGCCCCAGUCGAUCACUGACAUCGCAACUCCGCCGAUCAACCCGCCAACACCACCACCGAUCUUUCCUGUCCCCGGUCGCCACUUCUCACCAGGCUCUCCGCUCCGCAUCGCCAUCUCUUCUCCGCCAUCCAGCAGCACCUUCGCAAGCGCACCGAACGUUCUCGCACAGCGCAACAGCCAUGGCCGCAGCACCGAAAUUCGCCCGAGGCGUAGAUGGAACACAAUUGCAACCGGAGCUGGACUCGUUACUGGGGCAAGGGUGGACGCUGGAUGAGGAUGGAAUGGGGGUGAAGAAGACAUACUACUUCAAGACGUAUUUCAAGGCGGUGAGCUUCGUCAACGUCGUCGCAUCGCAAAGCGCAACCAAGAAACACCACCCCACCAUCACAGUCCGAAUCGGCUCCGUCGACGUCCACUGGACAACACACCAGCCGCGCGGUCUAACGGACAAAGACCUGACGAUGGCGCAACACUGCGACGAGGCGGCGGAGUUAAUGGGCGCGGUGGAAAAGGAACAAGGGAAGAAAUGCGGUCCUUCUUCGCCGACUCAAUCGUCGUCGGGGGUAUAG
Molecule: messenger RNA, 597 nt
Organism: Aspergillus pseudonomiae
Lineage: Eukaryota; Fungi; Ascomycota; Eurotiomycetes; Eurotiales; Aspergillaceae
Product: 4a-hydroxytetrahydrobiopterin dehydratase
Exons: 3
Coding region: 1-597 (198 amino acids)
Biological process (GO): tetrahydrobiopterin biosynthetic process
Molecular function (GO): 4-alpha-hydroxytetrahydrobiopterin dehydratase activity
Source: RefSeq, a predicted model, not a curated record